Trematosphaeria pertusa is the source of this 961-nucleotide messenger RNA. RefSeq lists its product as uncharacterized. The transcript is spliced from 3 exons. Bases 301 to 828 code for a protein of 175 amino acids. Lineage: Eukaryota; Fungi; Ascomycota; Dothideomycetes; Pleosporales; Trematosphaeriaceae. The record is from RefSeq and is a predicted model, not a curated record.
UUUUCAACUUCUCACGAGGAUGGACCAAGACUGGAUUGGGCCUCCACCUUCCAAACGUUUCCAACCAUGAGCAUGCAGAAGAAGCCCCCAAACGUCAGCACUCAGCCGAACAGACAAGACAAAGCUUCAGCCCACCACUUCAGAGAAGGCAACCAGAAUCCUACGCCCUAUGCCUAAUCCAGAAACUCUUCUAUCCGGGCAACCUCUCCACUCAGCCUCUCACCACAGAAAAACCUAUAUAAUCUUUUCCAACUCACCCCCCUCUUCUCCCUCCCUCUAUUCCUCAAACCCCUCUUCAAAAUGGUCCACUUCUACGACUCCUACCUCGUCAUCAGCCCUAACCCCCAGCGCGAGGGCAGCUGCCUCCAGGAGCGCAUCUUCGACCACACAAGCCAGCAGUGGCGCGAUGCCAAGUGCUUCUACAUCAAGUUCGGCGACGCCGACGACGCCGACGAGAGAGAGCGCGCGUAUAAGACGCAUAAUCCUAGCUACGCGUUCCAAAAGAACAGUCGCUCCCUCAAUCAGACUCUCGAGUACAUCGACAUGGACAGACGCAGGAUAUACCCGAAGAUCGGGAAGUAUCUGGAGUGGACGGCUAUUCGCUUGGCGGGCGGUACUUAUUUCUAUGAGGGCACCGAAUGGCAUAGGCUCGUCUUGAGAGAGGGGCAGGAUAUCGAGACGCUGAGACGCAUACUGUGCGAGCUGCUGGCCCUGUUUCCACAGUACGACUGGCAGCAUGAGCCCCGUAGCGCGGCUGUGAGGCGCUUUGAGGAGAAGGUCCAGGAGGCUUGGUGGGGCCCGAAUGGGAUCGCUGAGUUUCAUGAUUAGGUAGGGUACCGGCAGCUUCGUUUGAUUGUGUAUUAUGGAUGUUCCAGCUGCUUUAAUCUGGGUCUGAGCCGCCGUCAUACGGUGCGUAAGCUGGUAGUAGCCAUCGAUCGAAGUCCCUUCACCUCUCAUCGUC